AAAUUGUUUUGUUUUAACAAGCAUAUAGGUACUAAGGCUUUGAUCUUCACUAGUUAAAACUCCCUGACAGUCACAUUCGUCUAUAUAUCAAAUUAUUCUACCGGACUAUAACAGUCACUUCUGGAAAUUGGAAUAAUUUUACAAAAGAAGGUUUGGAGCGGUGUAAAAGAUGCUGAGAAGAGGAGACUCUUCUGCAAGUGAUUCUUCCUCCAGAGGAAGAUCACCUCGUCCGGUUUCGUUCCCAAACGCCCAACAGCACCCAGGGUGGAAAAAUUAUGAUCUGAUAAAAAAGUUCAAAGAUGUUUCGCUUACCAAGGAUAAAAGACCAAAACGUCAUAGUCUCACAGAUUCUGAAACAUCGGAUGUUGCUAUAGCAGUCGGAAGUACAAGGCAGCCAGCUGUCCCAUUAUUGGUGAAACGGCAGUUAACAAAAGGUCAAAAUGAGCAAAAAAUGCGGCAAAUUCGAAAUGAUCUCAACAACCUUGUGUCUAAAGACAUGAAUCCGGUUCAACAGCAAUACGUGAUUGAUUUGAUGACGGAAAUGAAUGUGGAUCAGGGCACAGCUGAACAAGCGGUCCGUGACACACAUGGCCGGAGCAUUGAAGCUGCCAGAGAAACAAUAUCCAGGUUACUGUCCAAGAAAAUACAACAGGAACACAUGCUUCGCGUCCAAGCUGCUGCAGCACAGCGUGCACAGAAUGCUUAUCUGCCCGUUAUACCACAAGACAUGAGGCCUCGUGGUCAUUAUGGGUCCAUAGAAUCAGUCAACAGUUUGCCGCAGCGUGGUAGCCCUGAUGGUGCAAGCAGCAGAGCGGACAGUCCACCACUAUCAGGCCCCAACUCUGUGAGACUUCUCUCUGGCAUACCACCAUACGAGAGCACAAAAAGCAACCAGAAACAAGCAAUUUACAUAGACCAAAACUACAACCAAUUCGCACGACAGUUUCAAGUCGAAAACCCAGGUUAUGAGCAACGAAAAUUACCCACAACUUCCCCACCUCUAUACCCAAGCUGUAUCACUACUUCAAACAGAAACAGCGGUUCGUUCUCUCCACAGAGCUCUGAUGCAGGUUUGCAAGGUCAAUCACCAAGUUACCAAGCGGCCUCCAGGGAGGCUGUACUAAGAGAGCAAUUACUUGCCGGUAAUUACCAAACUGCUCACGACAGGCCAUGUUUAGUCCCGGACGAAUCAUCCGGUGACACUGGGGUCAAACAGGGUCAUGUACAACACAUGAUACAACUUAUGUCACCGGGAACUUCACCUGGCUCUAUACUGACUACUAGUGGUGGGAAGGAUAUGAUGUCUAUGCCCAACACAAACCCGCACCAACCAAUCAUAAAAAGUUCUUGUACAAGUAGUCCUUUCUACCCAAGUCAAAACACAAGACCCCCACCCAGCUAUACAGUUGCACAACAAUAUAAGAAAAUACAAAACAGUCAACCUUGCACAGCAAACAGCCCAAGUUACACGAGUACCGAGCCAAUAUAUUCAGACACCACUUCCUAUACAACACAACAAAGGUGUACCAAUUCACCAAACUCAGCAAUCAACAGCGCUCUUAUGGGUAACAUUCAGCCCCAUACUUACGAGUACCCUUCUAACCCCAUGUAUAUAUGCCCUGGGGGUUACCCACGUACCCACCAUGACGAAGCCCCCGCUAUCCAGCGAACCCAGUAUUUACCCCCACCCUCGGACUCGGGAAGCCCCGGGAGUUCUGUUGUUUCAUCUUCUGAUAAAUCAGAUUACAUGGCUCACCAGCAUUAUGCGCAGACUAAUAAAUCCCGUCAAAUACUGCAUUCACCACAAAAUGUGAAUCCAAAUGCAAAACAGAAACAUCAGCAGCAUAUAACUGGACAGGAACAGAACAUUGAUGCAUAUGGUCAAAUACAUGGCCAUGCAAGCCCUCCUUAUUCCAUGCAAAGUAAAAGCAAUUACAAACAACAAACCCCAUCACCUGCCUACUCUAAUAAAAGGGACCCACCAGCUUACACUGCCCAAACCCCCACCCCAUCCAACCCACAACACAACCCCAGACAGAUGAAAGUGGACAUAACAGCCGCACGUAAAUCGAACACUGGUCCUCGGGGCGGAAAACCCAGUCCCACGCCCACGGUGGCAAACAAUUACCUUAACGCGGUCGAAAACGGUUCCGAAAAUCGCAGCGUCGCAGUUUUACGUCACCCGAAAGAACGAGUUGAGUCAGCGGUUCGUGCCGCACGCGUGACAGGCAACAGCAAUAAAAGACAUUCAGGAUCGUAUUCUGCAGCUCCGUGUCCGAAACAAAUGACAAUAGCUGGUUGUAAAGGGACGCCUGAUACUUCUGAGCCACCCCCGCUAUAUAAGGACGAUACUACGGAAGAAAAAUCGAUUAGAAUGUCGCCUGUACCUGUAAGGAGAAGUUUUAAAAGGUCUUCGGAAAAACAUAAGACAAACAAUAAAACUGCAUCCGAUUCGAAUUCCUCCCUUGACGAAGAAGACAACAUGGAAGAGCCAGAGCAAGAAUGGGAGACGACGAAUCCGGAGGACACUGGGAUGCAGGUGAUGAGCACAAGGACGAGGAGAAUGAAGAAAUAUUCCCCAGAAGCAUUCAAGUUUUACAUGGAACAACAUGUAGAGAAUGUGAUUAAAGGAUACAAAGCAAGGACCAGCAGAAGGUGGCAGCUUGAAAAGGAAAUGAACAAUUUUAAUCUUCCCGAAGAAACGAAGACAGGCAUGCGACAAAUGUUGUUUAAAAAAGAAUCGAAUUACAUCCGAUUGAAGCGGGCCAAGAUGGAUUUAUCAAUGUAUGAUAUGAUUAAAAGUAUUGGAGUGGGAGCUUUCGGAAAGGUCAUGCUGGCAAGAAAUAAAACAAGUGAUAAAUUGAAUGCUAUUAAGUUUCUCAAAAAGAAAGAUGUUUUAAGAAGAAAUCAGGUUGCUCAUGUAAAAGCUGAAAGAGAUAUUCUAUCUGAAGCUGACAAUGAUUGGGUAGUGAAGUUGUAUUACACUUUCCAGGACAAGGAAAAUUUAUAUUUUGUAAUGGAUUACAUACCUGGUGGUGACCUCAUGAGUCUGCUCAUUAAAAAGGAGAUUUUUGACCAAACCCUUGCAAGAUUUUACACAGCAGAGCUUACGCUUGCAUUGGAAAGCGUGCAUAAGAUGGGAUUUAUACACAGAGACAUUAAGCCAGACAACAUACUGAUAGACAGAGAUGGUCAUAUAAAGUUAACUGACUUUGGUCUUUGCACUGGUUUUCGAUGGACCCAUGAUUCCAAGUAUUAUACAAAAGACGGCCACUCCCGACAGGACAGUAUGGAUUUCAGCCACGAAUGGUCGAACGUUCCGUUAAAACCACUUGAUCUGCGGCGUUGGCGUGACGCCAAUCGUCAUGUGGCUCGCUCUCUUGUUGGCACUCCUAACUAUAUAGCUCCGGAAGUUUUGUUAAGAGAAGGUUACACCCAAAUGUGUGACUGGUGGAGCGUAGGGGUCAUUCUGUAUGAGAUGGUGGUCGGCAGCCCCCCGUUUCACUCCGAUACUCCUUCAGAAACGCAACUCAAGGUGAUCAAUUACAAAAAGAGCCUCCGCAUCCCCCAUCAUGCACAACUUGCUCCACAAACGGAGGAUAUCAUCCGGAGGUUCUGUUGCGAUCAGGGUGCGAGGAUCGGGUGCAAGGGAGGUGCGGAAGAAGUGAAGAAACACGAGUUCUUCGCAGGGAUUACUUGGGAGAAAUUGAGGCAAAUGAAAGCACCCUAUAUUCCAGAGAUCAAGUUUUCAGAAGACACAUCCAACUUUGACCUACCCCCUGGAGGAGACAGUUUUUUCAAUGUUGGCAAAGAAGCCACUUUAAACAAUGGGACUCUGAAACUUGGGCCAGGAGAGCACGCCUUUUUUGAGUUUACAUUUCGCCGCUUUUUCGAUGAAGACGGACACGCACAAGCCAGUGUACCAAGGGGUUGUUACGAAGAUCCCACUUUUGUGUAAUGCUUCAUUUUUUUGAGCAUUAUUUUAUUGGUUGAAUCUAUUUUUUUGUAAUGGUCAAAUUUUAACUAAAUGAUUGUAAAACAAAAAUUCAUUUAAAGAUUAUCAAGAUUUACUGAGGUUAUUUUAUUCAUCUCAAAAUAUUUUUCAGUAAAUAUUUUAUUGUACCAUCACAAAAAUCAUUUCAUUUUUAAUAUGUACAAAGUUUUUUGAAUUUUCUUCUGAAAUUUUGAACAUUUUAAUGAAUAUAUAAAAUAUGCUUUGUUGUUCAAUUUAAGAUAGAUGGCUUGAAACAUUUUUUAAUUAAAUGGUCGAUUUUUUGUACCCUUUUCGCACACGUAUACAUUUACCUAUCUUUCAAAAAGGCAGGCCCUUUUUUAUUCACAUUAUUUAAAUUGUGUUUUUCCCACAACCGUAAAAUCGUGUCUUAAUUCUGCACAGUAAAAUUAAAACUUUUCAGUGAUUUUUUCCACUUCUGUCAUUUUUGGUUCUGUCUUAAUUCUGGUACUCUUUAAUUCUUUACCUUUCUGAUGUGCUUUUAUUAUUUUCUACAAAUCAUAUACAAACAUAAUGUUCUGUAGUAUUUUCGUUACCUUUUUAAAUUCUUAAUGAUAAUAGUUGCAAUUUUCUGUGCGUUUACCCAUUUUUGUUAAAAAUCGCGCACUCAUUUAGUUUUUUUUCAGAUCGCAAUUUUCUGUGCUUUAACCAUUUUUUUUCGGAAAAUCGCACACUAGUUUAGUUUUUUCUUGAUCGCUUUUUUCCUGCAGAGUUGCAGGUGUGAUUGUAUUUACUUGUUUUUGGUACUUGGUUUGCUUUUAGUCAUUGGUGCACCCCAUUCGUACUACCAUUGGUUUGUUUCUUAUUUUUGCGUCGUAAAAAAAACAAAUUUAAAAACUA
Messenger RNA from Ciona intestinalis (vase tunicate), 4852 nucleotides. Lineage: Eukaryota; Metazoa; Chordata; Ascidiacea; Phlebobranchia; Cionidae. The record is from RefSeq and is a predicted model, not a curated record.